GCUGUGCCUUGCCGGCGUUAAUGAAUUCAUCCACAGCGCUUAAAAUAGCCUGUUGGCUGACGGUUUCAAAACACUACAAGAGCCAAGCUGCAAAGGGGUUGCCAGUUCGACACAUUCGCGCUGGAGCCGACAAAUGAGAAUCGCAGAUGCUGUUACCCGAGAACGACUGUUGGCGGUAGUCUGCACAGACUCCUACGCCAUCUCGUUGCUACAACGUGCGUCUCUGUUCAUCUAGCGUCUCUUUCGUCCUCCGAGGACCUGUGGCACUGUACCUUUAGUAUCUGAUAUCCGCGCUGCUGGGAAGGCUUCAUCUUUUCGGCCCAUUAUACCACUUCCUCACUUUACAUUCUCUUACCACUUCUUUCGUUUAGUUAUUUCAUUUAGUUUUUAUGCAUGCAAGCUAGCAUUAGUGGAUCUGAGGGCUUCUUGCUUCCCUUAUCUCGUCACUUUCAAUGAGUCUCCUGUUAUACGUCCAUAAGCCCGAAAGACGCCGAUUCAGAUCAAGAGAGAAAGCACGAAACCUUAUCCACACAUGCGAACCACCUGAGUCGCCGGCGACUCAGGACAGUCGUUGCGAUGCUAUAGAAACGGACGGGCGACGCUGUCAUCUCCUACUUUCGACCGAGGACCAGACAUGGUGCAGUUGGCAUCUCAGGGAACAGAAUGAUUUGAGCACACGCUGGGAAAAGCUUCACAUUGCAGCGGAAAAGAUUGUGGUAUCCGACGUACACAUGGCCAAAGAGAAGGUUCUCAAGCUCCGUCUAGCUGUGGAACUCCGUCGUCGUAUCAGGGAGAGGUUCCAUACUCGAGGAAUCGACACCGUCGAUUUUAUAGAAUGGAUCGCGAAACUGGAGAAAGAGGCCAGGACGUUGGCGAACAUGAUCCUCAUGUCGAACCUGAACCGGAAACUUCUACCAGAUACACCAGGUGGACUCAAAGAUAGCAACUUCUCGGAACAAAUCAUGAUACUACAGUCUCCGCUCAAGCCUGCGAUACCCAUCAGAUCUCUACAGGGAAUAGACGACGGAACCAUACUCGUUCUCAAGCACUUCUCCACCGACCUGUGCGCGGACGCUAUCCGUCGCUUGUACCAUAUCUUGCCCGAUCUACACUUCUCCUCUCAGUUAUUAGAUUCUUCAGUACAGGACGAUGCCGUUGGAGAUACUGGAGCCGAGAUCAUAUGCGCCUGGUUUAGGAUAAUGAUUCUCAACGACAGCGAAGCCGAUGCACUGGAGCGCGCGACAAGAUCAAGAAGCAUAGGCGAGUACCUAUCUGGUUGCCAAGCGAGCCAACUGGAAACUUAUUGCGACUUCUUCGAGAAAGCCUGGAGACCACAUGCUGUACAAUAUCUUCGGGUGGCGAUCUGCGCGCAAACACUUGCUGGUGGCGAUAUCAAAACUGUUCGACUACUUGGUGGAGACGUCCCCAGUACUAGCGAAGGUCUUGGAAUGACCAAGCCGUGCUGGGAUAUACUGCAUCGCUGGUUCUCAACUCUGCUCACCCCUUGGACUGUCGCAAGCAUAUGUUCCAACUUUGAAGAUUACACUACGCUUUGCAAGUUACUCAUGCUUGGACUGUACCGCGACAACUGGUACAACCCUUCGGGUAUCUUGAGCGAGUGUGCGACUGGUAUCUACUUCGGCUUCAUUCCUAUAAGUAAGGGAGACUUCAGCAAGGCAACCAAGACUAUCGAGAAGGACCAUGGACUGGUACAGACUCAAGCACGAAACUACUUGUGCGGCCAAAUGGCUAUCGGCGAUCCGAUGACGCAGUACUUCCUGGAUGAACUACGCAGGCGGACAGAGAGACUGUACCUGGUCGUCUACGAAGGUACCAACGUUGAUGCCACGGUCCAUCCCACGGAAGCCGACUUAUUUAUAAAACGCACGCGCUCCGUACAGGACUUUUCGCAAGACCCUGAAGCAGCCUGGACUACCAUGAUCACAUUGGAAGACAUCAAGAACGACCUUCGGCUGCGCAAGACGUCUAUGUAUGACCCAAUCGUCGUUGACUCUUGGCAAUUCAUCAUCAUCGAUCGCGAAGUCGGAAUGCCAUUUGAGCUGAUCGACAUUGUUCAAGACACACUGCUUAUGCUCGCUGGCGAUCCUUCGCCUCGAAGGAUAGCAAAACGAGUCGUAUCAGAAGUCAUACCACCCUCCGUACAAGAAAUGUUCAUGGAAGAAAUGUCCAUUGAGUGCUCGGCUGACAUGCGCUUUCCUGCACCGCCCGAAGUUCAGUAUGAAUGCCAUCGAUACCGCCAUCACUCGCCGGACAGAAACGCCAUACUCACGUACCAGAAGAGGACAGCGACUGAGAUUCGUUCCCGAGAUUCCAAUCGCUUCAUCCGGAGAGUCGUCGACGACAUGGAGCGGUGCGGUAUCGUUAGCCUCGUUCAAGAGUACGAGGAGCCUCAGACCCGUCCCAUCAUCAUGCAAGGCUCGGAUGGCGCUCUUGAUCUAUACUUCCCUUACGAUCACAGCGACAAGAUCUCUAUGAUACCAGAGCUUCCUUUGCCUACCCCGAACUGCUUGCUGGACUUCGCCCGAUCCUUCAAACAGCAGCAUCCCGAUGGUAUCAUGGCCAAAGGCUCCAUACAGACGCACUACUGCGCUUGGCCUAUGCCUUUCAUCAAGAGUCUCGGUAACAUUGGGUUGACGUUUGCUACCUGGGAAGGCCACAUCUAUCGCUGGAAUGCAAUGCCCUUUGAUCGCCCUUGGUCCGCUAAUGCAUGGCAAUACUACGUCCAACACUGCAUCAAUUCCAGAUAUCCUUUCGUAAUGUUUUACCUCACCACCUUCGUUAUCUGCGCAACAAAUCGAGCAGAUGCAGAAGACAAGGCGGCAAUGUUGUUGGAAGAGACUGAAGAUCGCGGCUGGCGUGUCGUGCUUCCUCGUGCAAGCGAGUGGAAGUCAGAUAUGAAUGACCUGAAAUUGAACACGCUGUAUGAGGGAGUAAAGCCGGCCUAGAUCAGACCGUACAUUCGUUUUGAAGAGUAUUUCUUGGAGGUUUCUUAAUUUGGUGAGCAGAGUUGGGUUGAUUUUGGGUUCUACCUUUUUGAGCGUUUCAGCGAGUCCCUGUACGUAAUGAUUCCGUAUUGAUACCAAU
Molecule: messenger RNA, 3105 nt
Organism: Alternaria rosae
Lineage: Eukaryota; Fungi; Ascomycota; Dothideomycetes; Pleosporales; Pleosporaceae
Exons: 4
Coding region: 453-2966 (837 amino acids)
Source: RefSeq, a predicted model, not a curated record